This is a messenger RNA of Tupaia belangeri chinensis (Chinese tree shrew), 930 nucleotides long. RefSeq names its product BTG anti-proliferation factor 3 (gene BTG3). NCBI's taxonomy places the organism in Eukaryota, Metazoa, Chordata, Mammalia, Scandentia, Tupaiidae. The record is from RefSeq and is a predicted model, not a curated record. Gene Ontology annotation, cellular component: nucleus; cytoplasm.
GGAAAAAUGAAGAAUGAAAUUGCUGCCGUUGUCUUCUUUUUCACGAGGCUAGUUCGAAAACAUGAUAAGUUGAAAAAAGAAGCAGUUGAGAGGUUUGCUGAGAAAUUGACUCUAAUACUUCAGGAAAAAUAUAAAAAUCACUGGUAUCCAGAAAAACCAUCAAAAGGACAGGCCUACAGAUGCAUUCGUGUUAAUAAGUUUCAGCGAGUUGAUCCUGAUGUCCUAAAAGCCUGUGAGAACAGCUGCAUCUUAUAUAGUGACCUGGGCUUGCCGAAGGAGCUUACUCUUUGGGUGGAUCCAUGUGAGGUGUGCUGUCGAUACGGAGAGAAAAACAAUGCAUUCAUUGUUGCCAGCUUUGAAAACGAGGAUGAGAACAAGGAUGAGAUCUCCAAGAAAGUUACCAGGGCCCUCGAUAAGGUUACUUCUGAUUAUCAUUCAGGAUCUUCUUCUUCAGAUGAAGAAACAAGUAAGGAAGUGGAGGUGAAACACAGUUCAGUGACUGCAACCCCAAGCCCUGUGUACCAGAUUUCAGAGCUGAUAUUCCCACCUCUUCCAAUGUGGCACCCUUUGCCAAGAAAAAAGCCAGGAAUUUACCGAGGAAAUGGCCAUCAGAAUCACUACCCUCCUCCUGUUCCCUUUGGUUAUCCAAAUCAAGGAAGGAAGAAUAAACCAUAUCGCCCAAUUCCAGUGACAUGGGUACCUCCUCCUGGAAUGCAUUGUGACCGGAAUCACUGGAUUAAUCCUCACAUGUUAGCACCUCAUUAACUUCUUUUGAUUUUGUUGGUUUCCUGUUGAAAGGUAGAAUAAACCUUCCUACACAUUAAAAGUUAAAAGUUCAUACUCAUAGUAGUGAAGUUUAGAUGGACCAAACCAUCAAACUUAUUUUUAUAGAGAAGUUAUUGAGAAUAAUCUUUCUUAAAAAAAAAAAAA